Molecule: messenger RNA, 4692 nt
Organism: Saccostrea echinata
Lineage: Eukaryota; Metazoa; Mollusca; Bivalvia; Ostreida; Ostreidae
Product: putative ATP-dependent RNA helicase DHX57
Exons: 26
Coding region: 47-4174 (1375 amino acids)
Cellular component (GO): intracellular anatomical structure
Molecular function (GO): RNA binding; protein binding; ATP binding
Source: RefSeq, a predicted model, not a curated record
UGUAACCAGCUGCGUGUGCUUCAUUUCAACGACGAUCGAGGUGACUAUGGAUGACAGAAUCGUAGUACGGAAGAAGAGAGGCCGACCAAACAGAGGAGGAGGGCGCUUUAAUCGUGGUUCCUCAAAAAAUUCACGAGGAAGAGGCAGUCGAAGAGAUGACGACCGACAAUAUGGAGACAGAGGGAGGGUAGAGAAUGAUGACAAAUACCGGAAGAAGUUUGCACAAACAAGUCCUAGUUUUGAGAAAGAGGUCCGAGUACCCAUGCAGAGACUUCAGAUGACAUCAGAAAACCAAGAUAUGGUUGAGGACAUGCUUAGAGAUUUACGUGGAGAAGAAAUUGAUACAUAUAGUGAUGAGGAAUAUGAUGAGUUGGAUGAUCGCUAUGAGGACCAGUACUGGUUGACUGACAAUACACUGUAUGUGGAGGAAGCUAUAAACUACGCAGCUCCAGAACGUACAGGACAAAAAAAAACUCCAGUAGAGAACGUCAAUAGAUAUGCUGUCAAUAAAUUAGUCAGGUAUGGAUUUGAAAAGCAGAGGUGUAUUGAGGCAUUGCAGCUUCUUGAUGGAGAUAUUGGAUCAUCUUUGGAAUAUCUCCACAGUAAAUGUUUUGACUUGCCAUUCCAUGCAGAUAUCAGUAAUGAUGAUGGGGAUGAUAGUAAUGAUAAUGGAGAAACUGAAGAUAAAGUAUUUAAGAGUAAGGAGGAAAAGCUGCAGGAGGCAGGAGUGACAUGGGAGGAAAUAGAGGAACAGAGAAAGGAGGAAAUUCUAGCUCUGGAAUCUAUCUAUGCUGAUGAAUUUGAAGUUAGAAUCCCAAAUAGACUAUGGAUGUUCCGACUUGAAUUGAAAAAUUUGGUUGAUAUUGUGAUGGAAUCUGGUGGAGGUUCAAAAAUAAGUGAAGAAUUAGAAAAAGAGGAGAAUUCAAAUAUAUGUAAAUUUUACCAGAAAGGAGCAUGUCGGUUUGGUGAAAAAUGUAAAUACAAGCACUGUAUGGAAGUGGCUAGCACAAAGAGUGAAACUACUGAAAAGGAAGACAAAGCUAACUUUGAACUAGAACUUCGUUUUAGGGAAGAUAAUGUAUACCCAUAUGAACCUCCUAUUAUUGGGUUCUCUUCUUUAGUGCCAGGUUUUCCAUAUCCCUUAUGUUUGAAUAUAACAGAGGGACUAUUAAAAGAAGCCAAAGAGCUAGCUUCUAACCAGUCACCUGCCUCCUUCUCUCUUAUAGCCUUGCUGGAAGAUGAUCUUAUGAUUGCUCAGUGGAUUGAAAAGCCUCCUUUAGCCUUUAGUCUUCCAGAAUCGGAAUCUUCCAUCAUCCCUAGUUUAAGGCAUUACAAUAAACUUGGAAGCCUAAAGCCAUCUGAAAGUUACCUUGCUCCAAAGAAUUUCAAUGAUGAGUACUCGGAAAAUUAUGAGGAUGAAGAGUCUGAGGAUUUGAGAAUAACGGAAGCAGGAAACAGUAAACAGACCAAGGGAGACAACAAAAUUGAAGUAGACGUCGUGGAAGACAGACCUGUGCCACUGAAGAGAACAUUUUCCAGAGAGUCAGAUAGCAAUCAAUUAUCAGAAGGAGAGCUCCUGAAGCAAAAUAGAAGACUAAAAGAUGAAUAUAAAAGAAAACAGGGUUCAAAGUCUCUGACUUCCAUGAUUUCUCAGAGGAAGCGAUUACCAGCCUGGAACAAACAAGAGGACAUUUUGGCAGCACUGAAGAACCACCAGGUUUUGGUAAUCAGUGGAAUGACAGGAUGUGGCAAGACAACACAAGUGCCCCAGUUUAUCUUGGAUUCCUACUUAAGAAAUGAGAAAAGUCUGAAGAUAUGUAACAUCUUGUGUACGCAGCCUCGGAGGAUUUCUGCCAUGGCGGUAGCAGAACGAGUGGCUGAAGAAAGGGUGGACAAACUGGGUAGAAUUGUGGGAUAUCAAAUCAGACUAGAGAAAGUGCAGUCCUCAUUGACAAGACUGCUAUUUUGUACUACUGGAAUUGUUCUUAGAAGAUUAGAAGGGGAACCAGAUCUUAAUGGGGUGUCACAUAUUAUCAUUGAUGAAGUACAUGAGAGAUCAGAGGAAAGUGACUUCCUGAUGAUGUACUUACGAGACAUGCUCCCUAAGAGGCCAGAUCUUAAAGUGAUCCUGAUGAGUGCCACACUGAAUGCAGAGUUGUUCUCGGAAUACUUCAAUGGCUGCCCUGUCAUUGAUAUACCUGGGAAAGCCUUUCCUGUCCAGUCCUUCUUCCUAGAAGAUGCUACAGAGCUAACAGGAUUCGUGAUGGAAGAAAGGUCUCCAUAUGCCCGCCCCCUGAAGCAGAUGAAUGCGGUAAGACAGGGCCAGUCAUGGCAGACGUAUGAGGAAGAUCUUAACACAGAUCCAGGAAAACCACCAGGGGAGAGGGUGAAGGAUGAAAAUCUCACAGUCAAACAGCUGAUGUAUAGGUACUCAGAGUAUAAAAAGUCAACAUGUAAAGCUCUUUCAAUGAUGGACCUAGACAAGAUUAACUAUGACCUGAUUGUUGAUCUUCUGGAGUGGAUUGUAGAUGGAGAUCAUCAGUAUUCAAAAGGAGCAGUUCUGGUGUUUCUGCCAGGAUUUGCUGAGAUACAACAGCUGUAUGAGGCACUGACAUCUCACCGAGUGUUUGGUAUCAGAAGUGGGGGCAGGUUCAAAAUCAUCCCUUUGCAUUCUACAUUGUCAAGUGAGGACCAGCAUGCAGUUUUUCUGAAACCUCCUGAAGGUGUUACAAAAAUUGUCAUAGCAACCAACAUAGCAGAGACGUCCAUCACAAUAGACGACAUCACAUUUGUCAUUGAUGCUGGCAAAAUGAAAGAGAAAAGGUAUGACUUCAGCAAAGGAAUGGAGAGUCUAGACACAGUGUGGGUCUCCCGAGCUAAUGCUCUCCAGAGGAGGGGCAGGGCUGGGAGGGUCACAUCAGGUGUCUGCUUCCAUCUUUUUACCAGUCAUCGCUUUGACUAUGACCUCCAAGAUCAGCCAAUACCUGAGAUUCAAAGAGCACCUCUGGAGCAAAUCUGUUUAAGGAUUAAAAUGCUUGACAUUUUUAAGACAGUAAAUGUUCAGGAGGUAUUGGAGCAACUGCCAGAACCGCCCUCUGAAGAAUCUAUCAUGGCAGCCCUGAAACGCUUACAGGAUCUAGGCGCUCUGGAUGAAGACAAUGAGUUAACCCCCCUUGGUUAUCAUUUGGGAUCAUUACCUGUUGAUGUCAGAAUUGGGAAGUUGAUGCUGUUUGGAGCAAUAUUCAGAUGCCUUGACCCAGCAUUAACCAUUGCUGCAACUCUAAGUUACAAGUCACCAUUUGUUUCUCCAUUUGACAAGAGAGAUGAAGCAGACAAGAAGAAAUUAGAAUUUGCUGUGGGGAAUUCUGAUCAUCUUACAAUGCUCAAUGCAUAUAAGGGAUGGAUCGAGUCAAGACUGAAGUCCCAUAAUGAGGGUUACAGAUUCUGUCAUGAAAAUUUCCUGUCGUACAAGUCCCUCCAGAUGUUGGCCAGUAUGAAGCAGCAGUUUGUGGAGCUGCUGUCAGACAUUGGGUUUGUGAAAGAGGGAAUCGUGGUCAGAGAUGUGGAAAGAGCAGCCAGGGGUGGAUCUGAUGGAGUGGUGGAUGUCACAGGAAUUGAGGCCAAUAUAAAUUCAGCAAACUGGAAGCUGGUUUCUGCCAUCUUGGUUGGGGCAUUGUAUCCAAAUGUUGUGCAGGUGAUGAAACCAUCCAACAAAUUUAGCCAGGGUAGCACAGGUGCACUUUACAAAGCUCCAAAACCUGAUGAACUGAAGUUUCGAACCAAAUCUGAUGGUUUUGUCCACAUCCAUCCUUCUUCUGUGAACUUUCAAGUGAACCAUUAUGAGAGUCCCUAUCUUGUUUACCAUGAAAAAGUGAAGACCACAAAGGUAUACAUCCGAGACUGUACCAUGGUCAGUAUGUACCCCCUACUGCUGUUUGGGGGAGGAAGCAUCUCUGUGGAUUUAGAGAAGGGAAAUUUUGUCCUUUCUAUAGAUGAUGGCUGGAUAAGAUUUCUUGCAGAUUCUCCAAAGGUGGCUGAGCUGGUGCGUGAGUUAAGACUAGAACUUGAUCAACUUCUUACUGAUAAAAUACAGAACCCACAUAUGGAUCUGUGUAACUGUCCCAAGGGAAGCAAAAUUAUUGACACCAUAGUGAAACUUAUAAGUACACAGUAGUGCUGAAUACACAUAUGGACCUGUGUGACUGUCCCAAGGGAAGCAAAAUUAUUGACACCAUAGUGAAACUUUUAAGUACACAGUAGUGCUCUGCAGAAUUUCAACCAGUGCUCAAGCAUUGUAUAAACCUGCAGAGACCAUGAUUCACCAUCAUUUACACACCUAUGCAAUUUAUCCGGUAAUAGUGCUACUAGAUCCCCUUCCAGAAGACACCACACUCUGAUGUGAAGAAACACAAGUGUACAAGUAUUUGAGAUAACAGUCCAAUCUUUACAUGCUAUUGUAUAAACAAGUACUCAAAGGUGCCAAAUUUGUAAUGUAAAUGCAGUGCUUAUAUAAAUCUAACUAAACAUGAGAAUAGAGAAUAGACCAAAAAAAAAAAAAUUUCAACUUAUGAUGUAAUACUUGACAUUGUUAACAGUAUUUAUAAAUGAAGUCUUUCAGAUUUUGAUUUAUUUUAUUUAUAUUCCCAUGAAAUACUUAGUGCAAUAAAUUGUGAGGAACAAAAAUUCUCUGUU